GAGAGCCAGAAUUCAAAUAUGUUGGCAACAUGCAUGGAAAUGAAGCUGUUGGAAGAGAACUUCUUAUCUUUUUGGCUCAAUACUUGUGCAAUGAAUAUCAGAAGGGAAACGAGACUGUCAUUAAUUUGAUCCACAGUACACGCAUCCACAUCAUGCCGUCUCUGAAUCCAGAUGGCUUUGAGAAGGCAGCAUCACAGCCAGGUGAGCUCAAAGAUUGGUUUGUUGGUCGAAGUAAUGCACAGGGAAUAGACCUAAAUCGAAAUUUCCCUGAUCUGGAUAGAAUUGUCUAUGUCAACGAGAGAGAAGGAGGUCCAAAUAAUCAUUUGCUGAAAAAUCUGAAGAAAGCUGUGGACCAAAAUCUAAAGGGAGUGCACAUGAAUACAGCUCCUGCCCAGAUGAUGCUGUUUUCCAAAGCUUAGCUCGAAGCUAUUCAUCUUUUAAUCCAGCCAUGUCAAACCCAAAUCGGCCACCAUGUCGCAAGAAUGACGACGACAGCAGUUUCAUUGAUGGGACAACUAAUGGUGGUGCUUGGUAUAGCGUUCCAGGAGGUAUGCAAGACUUCAACUAUCUCAGCAGCAAUUGCUUUGAAAUCACCGUGGAGCUUAGCUGUGAAAAAUUCCCUCCAGAAGAAACUCUGAAAACCUAUUGGGAGGACAACAAGAAUUCACUCAUCAGUUACAUUGAGCAGAUACAUCGAGGAAUAAAAGGAUUUGUUAGAAAUCUUCAGGGUAAUCCCAUUGAUAAUGCCACAGUUUCUGUAGAGGGGAUAAACCAUGAUAUUACAUCAGCAAAGGAUGGUGAUUACUGGAGGCUGUUGGUACCUGGAAAUUAUAAAGUGACAGCUUCAGCACCUGGCUAUCUAGCAAUCACUAAAAAAGUGGCUGUUCCAUUCAGUCCUGCUAUUAGGGUUGAUUUUGACUUGGAGUCACUGUCUGAAAGAAAAGAAGAGGAAAAGGAAGAGCUAAUGGAAUGGUGGAAGAUGAUGUCAGAAACUUUAAAUUUUUAAGCGGAAGUUCAGAAUUCACAUCUUUUAAUCUACUAUCUGUUCAUUUAGUGUAAUGUACUGUGAAAAGUCCCUACAUUUUAGAUUUUGUGUAACUCAUAAUAUGUAACUUUGGGGUGGGCUGAGUAAUUUUUUUUAAUACCAAUAACAUAUUCUCCAUAAAAGUAUAUUGCUGGAACCUUUUAUGUCAUUUUCGCUGUCCUACAUAUUCAACUUGAAGGGCAAAUGCCCACAAAAAUAUGUCCUUCCUCUAAAGUGACUGUGAAUUCGAGUGUUUUACUAUCCUAAAUAUGCAGGUUAAGUACUUUAAAAAGCUGUAAUAAUUAGUAGUCACUUACAACAACUGCCACAAAUAUUUGUCCAUACAGGUAAACCUAAUUAGUUUAAAAAAAAAAAAAAACCUAACUCAUAACGGCACUGAAAAUAUAUGUGAUAAGAAUUUAGUGUUGUACAUAACAAUUAAAAAACUUUUUCUGUGGAAGAGCCAUACAAAAUAAGAAUCCAAGUACUUGGGUAUAACAUAUACUAUUCAUAUGGAAAUGGCUUCCAUUGUUCUUAAGAAAAAAUUGUACAUUUUUUUUCUCUUGUGUUCAUUAAUGUUCCUAAGUAACGUGGUAAUCAGAUUAAAAAUUCUGGAUGGAUAAACAGUUAGCAUAUAGUAAGUGUAUAUUACUUCUUUCUUGUGCUUGCAAUACAUUAUUUGUGUUAUCCUGUUUUUCAGAAACUGUAUGCAUUAAGUAUACAUGGUUUUCGUAAGAAAGCUUCCAUAUUCUUUGUAUGAAGAAGAGAAAGUUCCUCCCAUAACUGAUCCCUCAGCUGCUUCCUUUAAUAUGGAUUGUAAAAUCAUACUCUUAAAAAUCAAAAAUGUAAACAUGUUUUCUAUGAGAAGCAAUUUCUCUAGGUUCAGUGGAAUUUAUUUCCUGGUCACCCAUCUUGAAUUCCACCAUUGCUAAACACGGUCACUUGGAUUGUAAGGGUACUUCCUCUGAAAUAGAGAAAUUUCCAGAUGAACCAUGGUUGUUUAACUUGACACUAGCACUUAGGGGAGCAACCUGCUUUUCAUUGUAAACCAGCUUACGGAGGAUAGCAGGAUCAGCCUAAAUGGUGAAAUUCAUUUUGCCAAAAUAAACGAAUAUCUGACGUUU
This is a messenger RNA of Thamnophis sirtalis, 2148 nucleotides long. Lineage: Eukaryota; Metazoa; Chordata; Lepidosauria; Squamata; Natricidae. The record is from RefSeq and is a predicted model, not a curated record.